This is a messenger RNA of Effrenium voratum, 5658 nucleotides long. NCBI's taxonomy places the organism in Eukaryota, Dinophyceae, Suessiales, Symbiodiniaceae. The record is from the annotation of a GenBank genome assembly.
AUGGUGAAGCCUGAGCGCUCGGGCGUCAAGGCCGAAGCUGCGGGCUGCCCAGCAAGGAGCGUGAAGGCGGAGGCGGCAAAGGCGGAGCACAAAGUCAAGGUGGAGGCGGGCGUCAAGAAGCAGGAGCCGGUUGUCAAGAAGCAGGAGCCGGUUGUCAAGAAGCAGGAGUCGCCCGUGAAGCGCGAGGCCAAGGUGGCCGUGGAUGGGCUGGUGGCGCGGGGCAUGGCGCUCCGCGCCAAGGCGGAGCAGUCGCGCAAGGUGAAGAAGGAGGGCAGGGCGAAAGCGAAGCGGAAACCGGCGAAGCGGAAGGCCACCGCGAAGCGGCGGAACGCCAGCCGCGAGGCAAUGAAUCGCCCGGUGGCUUUGUCCGAAGACCUGGCGUCGAUGCUGGGGGACGCUGCGCUGUCACGGCCAGAGACAGUCAGGAGGAUAUGGGCAUACUCGAAGGACCGGAAUUUGUUGAACCCCUCCAACAAGCGCGAGAUCCUCUGCGACACGCAGCUGAAGCAAAUUCUGGGCGCAGAGCGAGCAUGCUUGACAGACUUGCAGAAGCUUCUCAUGCCUCACUUUGACUAUUCUAGUCCAGUUCCACAAUCAGCGACCGCUGUGAAGAAAGAUGGCAACCAAAAGGUCAAGAAGGCUGAGGUGCCAAAAGCAGAGGUCAAGCGGAAGCUGGAAGAGCUAGAGAUAGAGAAGCAGGAGAUGAAGGAGGAGAAGAAGGUGAAGGUGAAGCAGAAGGAGGAGGCCGCCCCGGUGAAGCGGGAGACGGCUCCGUCCGAGGCCUUGGCCGCCAGCGCAGAGACCGCCUCCCGCGAGAUCUCCGCGCGGCUCACGGGGCUGUGGCCCAACGCCUUGACGAUGGAGUUCUCCUCCAAGGCGAUCUACCCGCAGAACUUGGAGUUUCGCCUGGUGGCGUGCCCCAGCGAGGCCUCGGGGUCGGCCGCUGCGCCCGUGGGCUCCGCGUCGGCCUCGGUGGGCUCGGCGUGCGCCGUGAGCUCCGUGGAGGGCGACCAGGGCUUCGAGUCCCGGGGCUGCGGGCGGCUGGAGGGCCUGGCGCCCGACAAGGACUACUCGGCCUUUGUGGAGGUCGCCUGCGGCGGCGCCGCCUUCCGCUCCGCGAGCCUCCGGGUGCCGCAGCGGCAGGCACCCACGAAGUGGUCGGCCCACGAGGUGCAGCUCUGGGCGGCGGCGGUGCAGGUGCCUGAGUUUGCGAGAAAGCUGGCUGAGUACUGCGUUGACGGGGCGACCCUCUUGACCUUUGAAGAGGCGGACCUGCGGGGCCUGGGCCUCUCUGCGCCCUUUUUGGUGCGGCGGGUGCUGGCCGCCAUCCAGGCUUGUGAUGGGAACACCGUCCUUGUGGAGCCUCUGGGGGCCUCUGCAGCGGAGCGGCUGCUGUGCCACAGGGCGAGCCAUGCUGGAAAUCUCUGCACGCAGGACUUCGCAGCAGAGUUUCGAUUGCAAUGGCGGCAGCUCGAGGAAAGCGAGGAGGGAAGCAGCAAGGACUUCCAGGACAUCGAUUUCCAGGUGCAGGGGCGCUCCUUGGCGCUGGUGCUGCCUGUCCAAGGGCUGGUCCAGCUGCGCGCCGUGCAGAGGGCUUUCCCUGACAACAUAGCCGCAUGGAACGACUGGACGAGGACGGCGCGCAAGGAACCAGCUUGGCUUUCGCGGUGCUCGGCUCCCUUCCUGGUGCACGUGCCUCCACUGGAGCCGCCGGCGGUAAGCUUGGAGGUCUCGGAGCCGGACGGCGCCUCGCUCGUGGCUUGCCUCGUCCUGGCAUUUCCCAGCUGCAUUGGCUCCUGGCUGGAGGAGGGCCUCCACUGGCAGUAUUGCUGGUGCAACACCUACAGUGAGGAUUGGCAGUACAGCGGUUGGUUCGAAGCGGUGCUUGAGGACAAUCUCACGCUUCGACCGCCACCCUUAAGGGAGGAUUGGCGGUGUACAUCCUUGAAGUUUGCUGUGCGCUACCGUGUUGGUGUGACCUUAAGCACCUGGAGCGGGGAGUUCAGAGCCAGCUUUCCUGUCCAGGAGCAAGUGCGAAUCAGCGUGACUCCCUCCCGAGCGAUGCUGUUCACCGAGGCGGCGCUGGCAGUGGACGCUGUUGCCGUGAUGAGUGGGGCUGUGCGAAAGGUGCAGUGCCGCGUGGAGAUCAGCCAGGCUGGCGAAGCAUGGCAAACGGUGGUGGUGGAGCAGUUGUCUGAGGCAAAGUUCUCCUGCCAGCUGAGAUACCUGCAGCCUGGGGAGUGCUACAAGGUGCGAGUGUCCACCCGUCGCCUGGGCAUCGAUGCAGAGUGGCGGGAGAACCUGGAGGAGUUCAGGCAGCCCCUGAGCGGGGCGGAGCAGGGGGUGCCUCCAAUCAAAGCAGUGCCUGAUGAGAUGCUGGUGGGGGAGAUUCCCAGCUUGGAGCCGCAAGAGCCAACUUAUAGCUGGUACUCCUUCUGGCUCCCACCCAUGAUGGCAUCCUGGGUUGCUGAGUGCUUCAGUGCAGAAUGGAGGAAUGAGGAGGCGGGCAGUUGGCAGCUGGCCUCUUCUUCAAAAGCUAAGCUCCGACAUGGGCUUCACAAGGAUGCAAAGUUUGCAGACGGCUCUGGCCUUCGGGUUUUGCUGCCAGACAUGGCCGCGCGGGUGCUGGUGCGGAUACGCCACGUGUGUGGUCCGGUCAGCGCGUCUGUGGCGGUGGUGCCCCAAUUUUUGCCCCCGGAGAUGCUGUCUGCAAGGCUCCUCGUCCAGGACGCUGGCCUGGCCAUCCAGCUGAUGGCUAGAAGCUGCUCCUCAGAACAAUGUCACGCUGCAGUCCUCCAAUUCAAGGUCAGGGCCGAGAGCAGCAAGGGAAGCAGAGAGGCGCAGAAAAUGCUUCAGGAGCGGAGUAUUGUUGGAAAGGCGGCAAGCAUCGAAGACCAGCAGUUCAUUGUUGACAUUGAGGAGCUCGGGAUGCUCAGUGACCAAGAGCAGGUGGCUUUUUGUGCUCGGAUCGGAGACAGCUGCCGCAAAUCCGACUGGUCUUCAGAGCAGCAACUGAAGCUGCGCGUGCCUGCGCCGCGCGCUCGCGGGGCCCUGACCGUGUGCCAGCUGGGCCCGGGCGUGGCGGAGGUGCUUUGGCCACUCUUUGAGCCUGCCGCAGGCCUCAAGGAUGUGCACUACGAGGUGACUGCCACCUGCUCGUGCUUUCCUGAGGAGCGCCAGCAGCUCACGAUUCCCGCAGGCGGCCCAGGCCACGCGGUGCUGUCCGGGCUAGUGGCGGAUACGGACUAUGUGGUGAAGGUUCGUGGCCGGUACCCGUGGCUGGGCCGAUUCCAGGAUGAGGGUGGAAGCAACAUCGCGCUCAAGGCCCACUUCCGCACCCUCGGUGUGGAUACGGAGGAUUGUGAGCCGCCACUAGCAGUAAGACAAGUUGCGCCUCCAGCUGAUCACGGGGGCGUUGACCUCCGUUCGCCAUGGAGUUCCGAGUUUUGGCUGGAGGUGGACCCCCGUGCCCUGGGCGAAACUGCCACCCACCGAGUGGAGUGGCGCCCUGCCAUCCUCCGCGGCCUUGACCGCCAAGGCGGUUGGCGGACGGCGGCGGUGCGCAGCCAGGGCAAGUGCGGCAAGGCGGCGCUUUGCACCUGGGACUUGGAGGACUUGAAGGACUUGGAGGACUUGGAGGUCGAAAGCGGCCUCGCCCAGGUGGAAGCUGUGGAGUUCAGAUGCCGGAGGCUGCAGUGCGAGGACUCGGAUGGACUCCUCUCCAGCAGAACCUGGGUGUCCCGAAGCUCGGGGCCCUUCGCCACGGGUUUCGCUGCGCCGGAGAAGCCGAAGGCCCUCCUGGCAGGGCGCCUGGAGCUGGUGCUGAGCUUUGCCCUCCGUACGGAAUUGCUGCCAAAAAGCGCGGGCUCUGGCGUGGGCGCCUUGGAGCCGGAGCCAGAGUCGAGAUCGCCGGGGCAUGGGCACCGACUGGCCACGCGCAUGCAGCUGUGCUGCCGGCAAGCUGGCGACGCGCACGAACAGGACGAUGUGCAGGAAUUCCCGGCGCGGGUGCUGCCGGAAGCGGAGGGAUCCAACGGCUGGCGGCUUUGUACUGUGACGAUCCCGGUGAGGCAGCCGCAGUUUCGCGAGGGCCAGCGUCAGCUCUUCGCUGUGCGAGUUGGAGAUUCCUGCAGAUGGUCUGCUUGGAGCGGCUUCAGCAAGCCAGUGCAUAUGACGGCUCCGGCGCUGCAGCCUCCCCAAGCCAGCCUCACUGUGACGCCGCUGCCGCCGGCCCGGGUGCGCCUGCAGUGGCCCUGUUUCUGGACCGACUUUGGGGAUGCGGUGGAGUACUUUCUGAGCCUGGCCCAAGUGGGGCCAGCGGGUCGAGAGGUGAAAGCCAGUUCUCAAUUGAUAGCGCUGGUGGGAGAGACCGAUGCCAGCUCAGGCAACGUGAUGGAGGUGGAGGUGGGCCACAUGGACGCCGGCACUCCGCUGCAGUUCAAGGUCUUGGCCAGGGCUCAGUGCCAUUUGCUGGGCGCCCCACAGUUUGCCGAGGUGGCGCGGAGCGAGGUGAUGUGGCCGCCCACGCCGGGCCCGCUGAGCGACUUGGCGCCCGAGAGCUGGGACCUGCCAGCGCCGAAGGUGCUGCCGGUGCCCGAGGACCUGGAGGCCGGCGGCGGCCGCUGGCGCGGGCGAGCCGCGUUGCUGAGCUGGCCUUGGGGGGUGGAAAUUUCCGAAGAUCCGCCCUUGGAGCUGCAGGCCUGCAACGUGUUGGGCGACGUGUGCCACGCCUAUGCCUGGACGGCCGUCACCUGGUCCCUGAUUUACUUGAACGCGCGGCCCUGCGUGGCGGCCUCGCCUCUGCCUUUCGCGCGCUGCCGCUUUCGGUGGUACUCGGUGGACCGCCGCAUCGCGGGGCCCUGCAGCGAGCCGUGCCUCACCUACGUGGACACGCCCACGGAGGUGGCCGGCGAGGUCUUCUGCACCGUCGCAGCCGUACGGGUGCGCGCCAGCUUCGUGCCCAGCGACGCCGUCCAGAACGGCGAGCUGUUGUUUGGUCAGGUGCGCUGCGGGCGCACCGCUCGUCGGAAUGAGGAUGGAGAAGAGAUAUGGAGCCCAGUGGAGAAGUGGCAUGUCUUGGAUCAAAAGUACCUGACGGUGUCCACGGAGACAGAAUCCCUGUGCCACAGCGUCUUUGGCGAAGAGGAGGGCUUGGAGCUCGGGGCUUACUACGUGCUCAGCGUGCGAGUGGGGGAUGGCCGGCGCUUUUCCUCGUGGUCAGCGGCUUCCCCUCCCGUCCUGUUUGAUGUUCCAGAAGCUGAUAAUCCGGUGCCCUCAGCGUCGGAGCCACACAUGGGCAAGCUGCUGGUGGAGGCGCUGGAUGGGCGCUCCGCGCGUUGCUGGUGGCCGCUGGUGCAGGCGCCGGAGAUGCCCAUCGGCGGCUCUGCCAGGGGGAGGCCAACCUUGGAGUACCGCUUGGACGUGUCUCGCUGCCUACCGGGAGGCGGCAUGGAGAGGCACUGCACCGUGCUUCUGGCGGACGAGGAGCGCGAGGACUUGGAUAUGUACGGGGCCGCUAGCUUGGCUCCAUGCGAGGCCAGGGUGAAUGGCCUGCAGCCGGGUGGUCAAUAUUUCGCCUCCUUGGCGGUACGCUUCGCCCUGCUGGGCCGAAGAGAAUGGCGGAGAACCGGCAUCACCGCGACCUUCCAGACCGUGUAG